Molecule: messenger RNA, 887 nt
Organism: Vigna unguiculata (cowpea)
Lineage: Eukaryota; Viridiplantae; Streptophyta; Magnoliopsida; Fabales; Fabaceae
Product: Translation elongation factor EF1B/ribosomal protein S6 family protein
Biological process (GO): translation
Cellular component (GO): ribosome
Molecular function (GO): structural constituent of ribosome; small ribosomal subunit rRNA binding
Source: RefSeq, a predicted model, not a curated record
AUCCACGGGCCAGAAGAGAAAGAAAAUGACAGUAAUCGCGGUUGCUUAGUUGCUUGGCUUCGUGAACAUCGGCUACUUGCCUUCGCCAAACACUUCCGUCGCUUAGUUGGUUGCCUUGGUCGAACACCACCGUUGCUCAAUUGGUUGCCUUCGCCGAACACCACCGCCUGCCCUCGUCCUGGACCGGUUGACUCAUUUGACACCUCUAGUGAACAUCUGGCUCACUUUGACACCCUAGUGAACAUCGGAAUUGUUGUCUAGAUAGAUUGUUAGGUGACUUGUUUGUGCCCAAUUAGGAGUAACAAGAUGCCUCCUUACGAUUGUAUGUUUCUGUUUAAACCUCAUAUCGCGAAAGAAGCUAUUUUGGAUUUAGUUGUAAGGGUGGGAAAACAUGUGUCCGGAAGAAAUGGGGUUGUCACUGAUGUUAAGAAUCUCGGAAUCGUUCAAUUGGGAUAUGGUGUGAAGAAGCUGGAUGGCAGAUAUUAUCAGGGGACGCUGAUGCAAAUGAGCAUGAUGGCUACACCUGGAAUCAACAAAGAGUUGCAUUACCUAAACAAAGAAGACCGGUUAUUGCGUUGGCUUUUGGUCAAGCAACGUAACACAAAAUCUGGGCUUGAGGUUCUUGAGGAUGAAGGUAGGUGGGAGCUAAGCAAAUUUUCCCAAAUCAGUAAAGAUGAUGAAGAGGAUGAAGAUGAUGACGAUGAGGAGUACCAAAUUGAGGAAGAAGAAACAAAGUAAACCAAAAGACAGCUGAAUAUUUUGUUUGCUUCCAUAAAAUCAGUUUGCAUUGUAUUUUCAGUGUCAAACAUGUGCUUCCAUACAGAUUUUGUGAUGACUCAUGAUUUAUAACGGUGAAAGACUUUGAAUGAAUUGAUUAACUUUUCAAA